Babesia bigemina is the source of this 1563-nucleotide messenger RNA. Its product is annotated as membrane protein, putative. The transcript has a single exon. Bases 1 to 1563 code for a protein of 520 amino acids. NCBI's taxonomy places the organism in Eukaryota, Apicomplexa, Aconoidasida, Piroplasmida, Babesiidae. The record is from RefSeq and is a predicted model, not a curated record.
AUGUUUGGCGUUACCCGUAGCCUCGCCAGGUUUCUGGUUCUGGUAACGUGCCUUUCGGUUUGUCUGCUGACCACGUACGAUUGGCUGUGGAGGCAUAUGCCAGUGGUAUCGCUCGAAGAUGUGUCUGCGUUUUGGAGGUCCAACGAGGCGAAUAUUGCUUGCCUUCGCGCUGGGUCGUGCAACCUAUCGUUCUCCAGUUUUUGGGUGAGUACCGUUUUCGGAGCCACAAACUGCACUCAGACCAACAAAUAUUUGUGGAAUCCCGACGCUGUAACCGAUGUCCGCCGGGCAGCACUCCCGGAGGCUGUUGCCGCAUCAGCGCCUCCCCUGUGGCUUGAGGCGUUAUGUCUUACGCUGAGUUUGUUUACGUUGGCGGUUUAUACCGUAAUCCUGUGCUACAUUAUAUGGGUGCGACACGUUAGACUGCUCUGCGAUGCGUUGUCGUUGCUGUUUCGUGCCUUGCGGCAUGUGGACUGGAAUUCGCCGCUACAUGCCAUGCGGGCCAGCUACAAGUUUGGGUGCUAUCUCUACGCCUCCUUUGUUCACGUCUGGUCUGUCAUAUCGCUUCGUGAGCGCCAUGUGUUGAUAUGCGCGUCAGGAAUAUUCUGCGCUAUAGCGUCAAUAAGGAUCGGUUUGGGACGUCGGGGUUUAAGGUGCGUAAUUCCGCUAGGGCUGGCAUCGAGUUUAUACUACUGCGCCGCGAUGUUUCUCAAGCGAUCAUCGCAGCGCCAGCUGACGGUUUUCUUUGGUAGCCAUCUUCCACCCCUAUGGCUUCUGAGCAUGCUGUUUCGGCGCUACCGGCUGCUGUUCUGCCCAACUCUGAAGAUUGUUGAGAAACCCGAGAGCUCAACAGGCAUUGCACAUGAAAUGGGGUGCCUCAUCGACCUGUUCAUUAUAUCUACGCUUCUUCAGAUUUUCGCAAUGGUUCCAUUGAUAGGCUCCUUUUUGCUACGCCCCUUCUACAUCCAGCACAUCAUGUGUUUCAUGUCUGUGCUAAUGGUGCUGCAUUGCGCCAUCGCAAAGUGGUUCAACCGGGAUUUAGUUGUGUCUCCUUUGGGCAGGGUAAAGACGCUGAUCGUCGUCUCUAUAGACACCGCGGUGAACCUUGCGGUGGGUUGGCCACGAAUCCUGAGCAGCCGCAUUUCUAGCCAGAGAAGAUCUGGAGGAUUUAUGCAAGAUUAUGGCACCCGCAUUCGCUCCGCCAUAUCACUAUUGUUCCCCUCGGCUACUGAUCGUUUCGCGGGCUUCAAGGGCCUUGCGUCGGCUCUGCGCUGGCUGACGUUAAUGCCCCACCUGCUCGUUUUCCUGCUGCCGAACAUUUUGUCGCGACUCUACUUCUCGUAUUUGACGUUGCUGUCGCCGAUAAUUCGUGGUCUCAUGCUUGGUAACUGCUGCAGCUUCAGGUCACAAACAGUCGUGGCCUUGAACUUCGUGCUUGCUGGUGCAGCGCGCUGGUUGGCUUCGUCGUUCAGGAUAUCGUUGCUGCCAAUCCACACUGUGUUGUGCCUGGCACUCCCAGUGUGUAUGGACUUGGUUGUGCGCUGCGUUGAGGGCGCAGGCUAG